AUGGAGGAGAGAGAUCAACCCAUCACAGAUGAUCACAGGAAGCUCGUCUUCUCCUUCAUCCGGAUGAUGCGCCGGUCGCAGGUCGAGAACUCCGAGCGCGCCGAGGCGGUGGGGCAGAUGCUUGGUGAGGAGUUCGGCGUCGACCCGGCCGGCAGCGGCGGUCUGCACGACACGGAGGUGGACGUGCUGGAGGCCUUCAAGACAGCGCUGCGCGAGCACGAGCGUCGCAGCGGCGCCGAACAGGACGAAAAAUUUGUGUCCUUUGUGGAGCUGCUGGAGAAGAAGGGCUAUUUCAAGGGCGUCGAGAAAGGCUCUGACGAAUACGCGCAGCGGCUGGAGAAGGCGCGCGAGAAGUUCAACCAGCGCAACAACCCCUAUGAGGGCCUCACGGCGGAGCAGAUCAAGAACAAGGGCAACGAGUUAAUGAGCCAGGCCAAGUACAAGGAGGCGAUCGCGUACUACACUAAGGCGAUUGAGCUACAGCCGGACAACGCCGUCUUCUUCGCAAACCGCGCCGCGGCUCACACGCACCUCAAGGACUACAACAACGCUAUCAUCGACUGCGAGCGCGCCAUCAUCAUCAACCCCGAGUACUCGAAGUCGUACUCCCGCCUGGGAACGGCGCUCUUCUACCAGGAGAAUUACAGCCGCGCUGUCGACGCCUUCACCAAGGCGUGCGAGCUCGACCCCGACAAUGUCACCCACAAGGAGGACCUUAAGCGCGCGGAAGAGAAGGCGAAGGCGACUGGCCUCAGCGCGGGCGGCGGCAUGGGCGGCUUCCCCGAGAUGGGUGGCAUGCCGGACAUGGGCCAGUUCGCGAACAUGAUGAGCAACCCGCAGUUCAUGGAGACGGCGCAGCGCAUGAUGCAGAACCCUGAGUUUAGCAACCUGGUUGCUAACAUGGCGAGCAAGUUCAGCCAGGGCGGCAUGGACCCAGCGGAGCUGAACCGCCUCGGUGCCGAUAUGGGGAUGCGCAACGUGGACGAGGAGGGCAAUGUUGUGACGCCGUUCGGCAAGGUGAACCGUGCCGCCAUCGAGCAGCUGCAGGAGGAGGAGGUGCGCAAGAACCCGAAGCUGGCGGGCAUCAUGGCGGAUGUGCAGGCCAACGGCUACGGCGCCUUCCAGAAGUAUCUCGGCGACCCCGAUGUCAUGAAUCUGAUGAUGAAGUUCCAGAACCUCAUGUUUACGAACCCGAAUAGGAGUGCUUGA
This is a messenger RNA of Leishmania mexicana MHOM/GT/2001/U1103, 1209 nucleotides long. RefSeq names its product conserved TPR domain protein. Gene Ontology annotation, cellular component: membrane; TRC complex. Gene Ontology annotation, biological process: post-translational protein targeting to endoplasmic reticulum membrane. Bases 1 to 1209 code for a protein of 402 amino acids. Gene Ontology annotation, molecular function: protein binding; molecular adaptor activity. NCBI's taxonomy places the organism in Eukaryota, Euglenozoa, Kinetoplastea, Trypanosomatida, Trypanosomatidae. The transcript has a single exon. The record is from RefSeq and is a predicted model, not a curated record.